AUGGUCGCCCAACUCUUCCCACCCCGCCAUGUCUACUUCCCCUCCACCCCCUCCCACACCUCCACCGUCAUCCUCCUACACGACACAAACAGCACAGGCGCCGAGCUGGCCGCCGCGCUGGCCGCCUCAACACCACCAGCAACAGAAACAGCGACAGCUGGAAAUUCCAAAUCUAUCUUCGAGCACUUCCCCUCCUGCCGCUGGGUGUUUCCCUCCGCUCAGCCCCGGCAGAUAGAUACCUGCUACGCAAGCAGGGGGGAUUGGAUCGAUGUCGAUGUCGACGUCGACGUCGACGCUGGUGCGAACGAAGACGCAGAUGCAAACGCGGACACAGACACAGGCGCAGAUUCUCCUCAACAAACACAACCACAGCUCAGCCCCUCCACAAAAGACGACGACGACGACGACGACAAAACCAAAGACCAAAACAAUGAUCUAAAAUCCUGCGUAGAGUACAUCCUGCAAAUAGUAGAAGAGGAAAUCAUCCGGCUGGGCGGGGACAGUCGUCGCGUGGUGCUGGGUGGGUUCGGGCAGGGGAUGGCCGUUGCGAUUGCUGCAUUGCUCGCUGCGCGGAGACGACUGGGUGGGUUUGUGGGUGUGAGCGGGUGGGUUCCUCUCCCGAAGAGGAUCGAGGGAUUAGGUGGUCGUGGCGGGGGGCUGCUUGUUGAAAAUGAGGCGAGGAUGGGAGGGCCAGGAGUGGAACGGGGUGAGGUUGAUUCUGAGGCCGAUUCGUUGCUGGAGACUCCGGUUCUUCUGAGCUACCUUGAGGAUGAUCCAUGUGUGGAUAUGUUGACGGUCUACGAGACAUUGAACCGCUUGGGGUUCGUCAAGGUGGUUUGGGAUGCUCGCCCAAGUUCACAGCAGGGCGAGGAUUGGCUCUUACAUUCGAACCAGCUAGAUACAAUUAUGGGUUUCUUGACAGAGGUGUUUGGUCAUGAGGGCAGCAUCUCUGCUAUGAUGAUAUGUUAUGAUACUCUACUUGAAGCAGCAGGCAGGCAAUCAUCUCCUAAAUAG
This is a messenger RNA of Aspergillus fischeri NRRL 181, 1014 nucleotides long. RefSeq lists its product as uncharacterized. Gene Ontology annotation, cellular component: cytoplasm. The coding region runs from base 1 to 1014 and encodes 337 amino acids. The transcript has a single exon. NCBI's taxonomy places the organism in Eukaryota, Fungi, Ascomycota, Eurotiomycetes, Eurotiales, Aspergillaceae. Gene Ontology annotation, molecular function: palmitoyl-(protein) hydrolase activity; carboxylic ester hydrolase activity. The record is from RefSeq and is a predicted model, not a curated record. Gene Ontology annotation, biological process: protein depalmitoylation.